This is a messenger RNA of Medicago truncatula (barrel medic), 935 nucleotides long. RefSeq names its product transmembrane protein 50 homolog. The record is from RefSeq and is a predicted model, not a curated record. Lineage: Eukaryota; Viridiplantae; Streptophyta; Magnoliopsida; Fabales; Fabaceae. The coding region runs from base 132 to 539 and encodes 135 amino acids. The transcript has 4 exons.
CAAAACUCUAAAACAUAAAAUGUGUGUUCCUUAACCUUGAUCUAGUUAGGUAAAAGAAGUAGAGUAGAAUAUCUAGGACACGCGAGUUACCUCUUCUGUUGCUUGAGUUUACGUGUAACGUAGAACCGAAAAUGGACUUAAUCGAACUAUGGGCGAUUUUCGGUCCUGGCGUCGCCGGAGCAGUUUUCGGUGCCGGCUGGUGGAUCUGGCUCGACGCCGUCGUAUGUAGCUCCACCACCGUUCCUUUCCUUCACUACCUUCCUGGAAUUUUUGCUUCUCUUGCUGGUUUGAUGUUCAAUUGCGUUAGAAAAGAAGAUAUUGAUUAUUCUCCUUAUGACGAAGGAGAGUGGAGACUGAAGCUGUGGCUCUUCAUUGCAUAUGUUGUGUCCUUUGUUUCUUUAGCUGGAUCAGCGGGGCUACUGAUCCAAGAUUCACUUGACAAAUCUUCUCCAUCAGUGUGGACUGGAAUUGCAGGCGUUUUGCAGUGUGUAUUUGUCUUGAUCAGUGGACUGAUUUAUUGGACUUCACAUCCCGAAUAAGAUGGACCAGGCUAUGAUUUUGGAGCUUCAAAUUAUACCAGACUAUGCUGCCCAUGUGCCAUUUUCUUUAUUUAAUGUGGUGAUAAAUAUAGCUGGCUUGAUGUAAAUCAGUAAAUGUAAAUUGUCCUAACAGUCUCGAGCCAUUGGGUAGGUUCAUAUUGCAUGUUUGACAUGAUUGAUCAAGAUCUACUAUCCAUUGUAAUUUCAGUCGCAUGGUGGUUUUUACAAAGAUGGUCUUCUUUUCAUUUUCUUAAUAUUUGAACUCAGCAAACCAGAACGGAAACGUUGUACUCCAUCGAGGUUGGCAAUAUCUAAGUAAAGACAUGUAUUUUAAUUGAAAAUUUUAAAUAACAAUUUGAUGUCUCUAGUAAAGUGAAUUAUUUAUUAUUUCAUCAA